AUGAGUAUUGCGCUGUGGUACUGUCCUGCUCCAGGGACGUUGGAUUACGAAGUGUUAAAGACGCUGAUAAACUCUUUGCAGUUGCUGGUGCCGGGUUCUCCGAGCUUUGAGCCCCAUCUUACUGUAGUGACACAUUUGCAAGUGCAGAACAGGGGCGAUGUUAGCAAAGUGUUGCAGUCGUGUUCGAGUUGCCUCAAGACGAUCCCUAAAGGGCAUAGUCUGAUCAAGUACAGUAACUGGUCUAUCAACAAGCAAUAUUUCAAGAAAAUAGUGUUAGAGUGUGAGAAAGAUAAAUAUUUGUUGAGCUUGGCGCAGUUAAUGCGUGAGUUGUAUGUUGAGAUAGAGGAUCAGAAGCGCAGGGCCGAGCAUUGGGUAAUAGAGGAGUUCCAACCGCAUGUGUCACUUAUGUACAAUGACAGCCAGAUAACAAAGGCCACAGAGAUGGUGGUGAGACAGCGCAUACAUGACGCAAUGCAGUUGUUUAGCAACAAUCCAUCCAGCAAGAGUUGGAGAACGUUCAAAGUAGUGUCAUGCGAAGGGCCUGUAGAAGAAUGGCAGGUGUUGGGCUCCGUGACACUUUGA
Nakaseomyces glabratus is the source of this 582-nucleotide messenger RNA. It is a transcript of the gene CPD1, whose product is annotated as 2',3'-cyclic-nucleotide 3'-phosphodiesterase. NCBI's taxonomy places the organism in Eukaryota, Fungi, Ascomycota, Saccharomycetes, Saccharomycetales, Saccharomycetaceae. Gene Ontology annotation, molecular function: 2',3'-cyclic-nucleotide 3'-phosphodiesterase activity. The record is from RefSeq and is a predicted model, not a curated record. Gene Ontology annotation, biological process: cyclic nucleotide metabolic process.